AUGUUGGCUCAGCUGACCUCACGAGAGUGUCUCGAAAGAGCUAUCAUUGAGACGAACAACGACAUUAACACUAUAUAUUUUCCAUUCUCAAUUCGUGGAUAUCUGGAUGACAGCUUCCCCGAAUCUCCUAUCCGGGUUUUUGUGUAUCCAGCAAGAGGACCACGAAAGUAUUGGUUCAUGAUAAAGGAUAAUGAACACAUAAAGCCAUAUUGUAUGCUUGCUCAGACAGCCGGAACUACAUUAGAACGGAGGGAAUUCUAUGAUUGCGUCAGGGAAUUCAGAGUACGAGCGUUUGGUGCACUGGACAGUAAUCGAGCGCAUCUGGUGAUUGGCAAAGAAGAGCUCGUCAAAUCUUACACCUGUCUGAUGAGGAACGUCGUUUGCGAUCUUAAAGAGAAUAAUCUCAAUUUGGAGCUAUUCUACAUGGGCGAGAAACAGUGUCGACUUGCUCUCAACAACAACAUCACUGAAUCAACGCUACCAGACGGCUACUACUUCGACGAAGUGGACCCAUUAACUGAGGGAGAGCUGAUCAACAACACAUGGCAACACGCUGGAGAAGGAGAUUUGGAGCAGACAAUAGCAAAGUUGGUUCGUUUGCCGUCGAUUUGUGUACGCCAUAACGGUGCUCCUAUUGCAUUCGAAAUGGUGGAUCCAGCUGGAUUCUUCAACAAUCAGUUCGUAUUCCCCGAACAUCGUCGCAAGGGGAUUGGAAGUGCAGUUGAAUCAAAACUUAUUGAAAGAUGCGUGAGGGUAGGUAUAACACCGUUCAAGACUGUCUCUCGAUCAAAUCGAUCUGUACUGGACGCCACCUACAAUUCAUCUCAAUGGACCCAUUGGAAGGAAAACGACCGACCGGUGGUGAUGAUAUUUCAAGAAUGGACAAUUUUGGAGCGAUAA
Molecule: messenger RNA, 900 nt
Organism: Necator americanus (New World hookworm)
Lineage: Eukaryota; Metazoa; Nematoda; Chromadorea; Rhabditida; Ancylostomatidae
Exons: 8
Coding region: 1-900 (299 amino acids)
Cellular component (GO): mitochondrion
Molecular function (GO): glycine N-acyltransferase activity
Source: RefSeq, a predicted model, not a curated record